UUUACUUUCAGAUAUGCUAAAGGUUUUGGUUUGGUAGAAAUGAUUUUCUCCAAUACAAGUAUUUUAAAUCAGCCAAAUACUGUUUAUGGGAUGGCCUACUAUACUUUCCAAGCCACACUUGGUAAAUAAAGUAAAUUAUUUGAUCAGUGGAGCAAUCUGUUUGAACUAUUUUUAUGAACAGAAAACUGAGUCCACACAAUUCCAGUAAUUUCUCAUUAAUCAUUAGUAAUUGAAAUAGAAAAAAAUAUUUAAUUAAUUUAGCUCAAAUUUUUGUUAAAUGUGUCUCAAGAUAGUAAAUGAAUCCCAAGGACGAAACUUUUGUGUUUGUGGUAAUAUUUUUUGAAAUGAUUAUAGUGCCUGGCCAAACAUAUGUACAGAUCAAGAAAUAAAUUUAGUAUUUAAAAAAAAUUUAAAACACAGAACGGAAUCCACUAAAAAUGAUUACAAUUUUUUUUUUUUAAAUUUUAUAUUUCAUAACAAAUUUAACAUCUAAACUAUUAAUAUUGUUACAAAGAUCUGGGCCUAUAAUAUUUUAAUUGAGAAUCUAUAUUUCCGAUAUAUAGAUGGAUGUGACUUGUGAAGAAUUUCUUAUAAAUAGAAGUUCCCUUUCUUUGAAAAUUCCUGUAGCACUUUGAAUAAACUUUUAUCUUAACUAACAUGAAAGAAAAUCAUAUUUUGCAUUUAAAAUUUAAAAAAAUAAAAAAUCUUCUUUUAAAAUUUUACAGCUUUGAAUCCCUCAUCUUCAACAGCAGUGGUUCAGACAGUUUUCAGUGUUGUUGCCAAUAUAGGCUCUGUUUACCUUGGAUAUAUUUUGUUCUACAUUAUCAGAGACUUCUGCAUUGUAUGUGUUUCAACAUAUUUAGUUAACUUUCUCAUGCUUAUAGUGAUAUUGAUUAAACUGAAAAAUGCAGCAUCAGAAGACAUUAAAAAAAGUGUGAAGAAGAGAAAAUAAAUUGCUGUUUAAAAAAAAACAAAUAGUCAUGUGCUCUUGUGAUUACUGAUUACAUUUUAAUAAUAAUAAUUUAGAUGUGCCUUUAAAAACUUAAACAUUUUAAAACCCAUUUACAUUCUUCAAUAUUUUUUGUCAUAUGUGUAUUAUCUGCGCUCAAAAGCACAUGGCAUAAUAUUGUUUAAUUUGAUGUAGAAGAAAACACAAAUACAUGUAUAUUCAGUUCCCUUUGAACCCAGAUUUUUAAAAGUUAAUUUUUUUUUUUUUGUAUACCGGUAUUUUAAAAAAAAAUAUUUUUUUAAGAGGGUUACUUUUCUGUAAUAUGAAACUCUUCUGCUAAUUUGUUUAAAUUUUAAAGGCAUUUAAAUAGAAAAACAAAAAUUAAUAAGAUCUAUCAGAGUGAAGAAGGUUUUUUUAAAUUCAACUUUACUUGUCCUCGUUGAAUAUAAUUUGUUUAGACUGAAAAGGGUUAAGUAAUAAAUUGUCUUAAAAUAUGUUUUAAAGAAUAACAAGGUCUGUGUUUUUUAAUCUUCACCUUAUCUUAGAACUAUUGAUAAAAUAACCUGCUCCAAUCGUGCUUUUGCAUGCACCUAAUCCAGAUGUUUUUAGUGACCUGUAGUAAAUAGUUUGAGUCAAUUUAAGCUGGUCUCUACAUUUUGAGUUCCUUUUCAUUUAUGAUAAUGUUAAUUACAUUAAUAGCCAUUGUCAUUUUUUGUUGUUGUUUUUUGGUACCAGGCAGGUAUCACAGAAAAUGUAAAGUGUGCUGCUGUUUGAAAUGUUAUUAUACAUUAACCUCAGUUACUUUUCUUUUAUGUUAGUUUAAAAUUUAUAUAAAGGAGAUAACAGUAGAUUUCUGUGAAAAAGGUCAGGUAGAAUAAUAUAAAAGUCAAUAUAAAGUUAACUUUAAAAGUUCAAUUGGAUUACAUUUUGCAUUUUGAAAUUCAAAAGCUACAUCCCCUUAUAUAUUUGCACAAAGCAAGCCAAGAAAUUUGUCUGUUUUUAAAUUCAUUGUUUUCAAAAUUGUAUGUGAAGAUUUUUUGUGUGUAAUAUAUCAAAACCUGUCUGCUCUUGAUGAAUGACACAAAAGUCAUACAAGAUGACAGACAUAAAUCUGUGCUGCUAGAAGUAUUUAAAAAUCUGUGCAGAUGAUUAACUUUCAUAAACAAUAUAGUAAAUAUAACUUAAACAUUCAGGUCCUAUAGCUAGGAUGUAAGAUUUGGGACAAAAGUGUUUGUGGGGAGUUUAGUAGCAGUGAUAUUGCUUAGCUAGAACUGAUCAAUGGAACAUUCAUUAUACAGACCUUUUUACUCUUACGAUUUUGGCGUACAAUGUAUGAUUUUGAGGUAUAUACAUUAUUUAUACUGAAUGUUUAUUUUUUACUACUAAGCUAAAAUAUUGAACGAUUUUGUGAUGAUAUUUUAAGAGUUUGGGGGUAAACAGGUGUGAUUAUAGUACCAAAGCUGCCGAGCAGCAAAAAAAAAAAGUCUUUAAUUCAAGGUCUAAAACUGUGUAACCAGCGUCUGAUGACUGAAAAUAACAGUGGAAGAGAUGAUGAAAUGAUGAAAUCACAAAAUUAUGUUUUGCUCAUCCUUUUAACACUGUUGAAUUGAGGAGAAAAUUUUUUUGUACCCCUUUUUUGGUCAUAUUGUUAGCAAUCUCACUAGCAUAGCAUCUUAAGAAAACUUAUCUAGAUGUAAUAAUAACUGAAGUUUUUUCAUAGGAUUUCAAAGAUUCCUUGAAACAGCCAGUUUAAAAUAUGCAGUCUUUAAUUACUUUGUUUGAAUUAUUCAAUGAAGAUUUAUAUUUAAACAAAUACACAUAAACUUUGUUGAAUUGGACCCAAGUGCUUUUCUGGGGCAUUCUGAUACAGGAACGAAGCGGUUUACUGAUCCACUCUACUAUAGGAAUAGCAGCCAAAAGAAAUACUAUUGCAGUUUUUUCAUAUUUGUUUAUAUUUUUCCUUUAACUUUAAGGGAAAGUUGAUUGUACAUAACCAUGUUCUCUAUCUCAUUACAGUGUAAGCAAAUUAAAAUAAUAAUUAUAUUCAGUAUCUGUUAAUUUGAUCUUGUUUUAUUGUGAUAUUCAUGAAGCAUACCAUGAAACUUUUACUCAAGAUCAGGCCACUGUUAGAAAGGAAAUGAAAGUUUAUUACUGCAUUUUAAAUGUUAACAAAUUUACUGCUGUAUAAGUGUGAUCGGGGAAUUUCUUCUGUGCAUGAAAUUGCAUGUACUCUAUCAUGUCAUAUUUUAUGAACACAUUGUUAUAAUUUUCAUAGUUAAAGUAUUGUUGUAAUCCACAAAGUUAGGGUAUUGCCAUGCUCUAUAAUUUAAGGCAUUGACAUUAUAAAAAAAUUAAGUUAAGGCAUUGUCAAAAUCCAAAAAGUUAGGGUAUUUUUUUUCACAAAGACCAACAGGCUUUGUUAUGCAGAGAUCUCUUUUUUCCACCUGAAAUAGACAAUAUGGUCUACUUACUUCCUCUUUAAUGUGGAUUGCAAUUAUUUAGAAUUAAACAGUCUUUUUUUAGUUCUAUGGUUUCAUAAGUUAUACUAUAGGUUGAUGUUGAACCACUCACAUUGUUAAGUUCUAUGUACCAGCAAGUCUUAUACAUUUUGAAUAUCUUCUAUUGCUAUGUUAUAAUAUGUAAGACUUGUAAUUUGAAUACUCCCAUAGUUAUUUGUAACACUUCUCAUUUUAUUUUACAAUAAAUGUCAAGAGAAAUAAAUGAAUUUUCACUAACAUCUGCUUAUCAUAUUUUCAUCGUUAUUGGUAAAAUGUAAUUGUUGCUGUAAUUGUCUGACAUAUCUGCUCUUAUGUAAUGUUAUGGCUUCAUCAAAACUAAACUGGUGCCGCUGGUAAGUUCACAUUGCCCUAGUUGGCCAAUAAA
Molecule: messenger RNA, 3832 nt
Organism: Lymnaea stagnalis (great pond snail)
Lineage: Eukaryota; Metazoa; Mollusca; Gastropoda; Lymnaeidae
Source: the annotation of a GenBank genome assembly